Cavenderia fasciculata is the source of this 723-nucleotide messenger RNA. RefSeq lists its product as uncharacterized. The record is from RefSeq and is a predicted model, not a curated record. NCBI's taxonomy places the organism in Eukaryota, Evosea, Eumycetozoa, Acytosteliales, Cavenderiaceae. The transcript is spliced from 4 exons. Gene Ontology annotation, molecular function: protein binding. The coding region runs from base 1 to 723 and encodes 240 amino acids.
AUGACUACAAAUAAUAUAUUUAAAGUACCGAAGAAGAAUCGAUCAUCAACAACAUUAUGGUUAAAAGGUCAAGAUAUCAUCAAAUUACCUCAUCUUGAAAUGAUAUCAAAGUAUGGUAUGUCAUGGGACUUUAUCAAACAUUACCUACCCAACAAGGAUAAUGUAUCAUGGUUAAGAAGAUUAGAUGUUAUUACUAGUUAUUGUUUACAUCCAAAUGCAACAUUGGACACUCUCAAACAUCUAUUGGAAUGGUCACCUGAUUAUGAUAUCACUAAAGGUUUACAUAUCAAUCUUGGAUCAACAUCAGAUACACUAAAGAAAAGGUCACGUAACAUUCAAACCAUUUCAAAUAGAGAUAUAUUAGAGUAUCUCAUCCAAAACUACCCAAAUGUUUGUCUUAAAGGUAUAGCUGAAAAUGCCGCCAAAUGUGGAUACCUACCAAUCAUAGAGUUGUUAAACUCUUAUAAUAUUGAUAUUGGUCUACCAUUUAAUCGAUCAAAAGCAAUGCAUAUUGCAUCAGUCAACGGUCAAUUUAAUAUCAUGAGAUAUUUACAUGACUUCAUCCCAAAGAGACAAGUAGCAACUGUCAUGAUGGAUCAUUCUUCAAAAUUUGGAAAUUUAGAAAUGUUAAAAUUUCUUCAUGAAAAUAGAUCAGAAGGUUGUUCAACGGCAUCCAUUCAUUGGGCUGCAAUCAAUGGUCAUUUUGAAGUUGUAAAGAACUGA